AUGACACAACUCCUAAUGAGCUUAGCCAAUAGCUACAUAACCAGCAAAAUAUACAAUCUUUUUGGAUUUUCUGGUGGCCGGCAAGAAGAUCCAAAGCCUCUGGAACUCUUCUCAACGGAUAUUGACACCGAACUUUUCGAAGGAAAGUACUUUGCACAGUACAAAACAGAGCCGUUCUACGAGCCCUAUGUGUUGAGCUAUUUCAAAGACUUCAACAUGAUGGGUUUGCAUUUCCAAAAAGUGGCCGAAAAGCUUCCCAAUGCCGAUCGUAAAUACGAUCCAAAUGUGUUAAUCAAUGAAUACGAAAAGCAUUACAACAGAUUUAAAUCCGAUAGACCACCAAAAUAUGCCAGCCCAUUGUCAUUUAACUCAUUCAAUAAGACGAGCCUAGAAGCAUUAGGGCUGCUAAAGGACAGAGCAGAGAAGUCAGUACAUCCAAACUCAAAAUACUUGGCAUGUAUUAUAAAGUCCUUUGAGACUUUUCUUCGGAAAAUUGACAAGAAGAAUACAGAUAAGUCUUGGAUGCCAGUUUCCAAGUUGUCCUUUGACCUGGUUAACUAUCUGUACUUUGUUCAGGAAAAGUAUGGAUUUAGUACUGUGCCGCAAAUAAUAAAAAUACUGGAAAUAAUGUCAGCUGUCGAAGUUAAUUCUCAGUCCAUGCUUAUGAAAAAAUCGUUGGAGCACGAAAAGAUGAAUUUUGAUAACAGGGCUGAUUUUGAUGUGUAUUUCCAAGCUGCAUUGGCAAUUGAAAAAAUAUCAACAAAUUUAAUGAGGGAUUUGGAGUCGACAUUCUCUAAUCGGUAUGCAAAUGACCUUCCAUUAGUGCAUAUUUGCAAUAGAUUUCAGUGCUUGAUGUUCAUACUAUACAUGGCUGCUGAUUUGCCACACAGCAUAGAGCAGUCUACUGAAAUUAAGAUCAGAAACACGUUUCUGGCCAACCUAACAGGCUCGUUUAUUCAUGUGUUACUGAGCUACUUUGACCUGAAGCACUCAAUGGUCAGCAUGAUCUACUACAUUACUAUGGCUCAUUCCAAAAAUCUUGAAUUGCUACAGGCAGCAUAUAGUGCACUUGGCCUUGCAACAAAAGCUCUUCAAUCUAGCAUUUUCGCAGCCACAAAUCACCAUGGCUUUGACGAGACAGAAUUGAUAUAUCCUGGCGAUGUCUACGGCCUGGUUAAGGAACACUUCUACAAUCCGAUAAUAGAAUAUAUGUGCACACUUUUCUUACAGAUUACUACUGACCGUCGGCCUUUCAGUGAAAACUUGGCUUUGGUUUCUGAUUUGUCAAGAGUUUUCUCCACACUUUUGGGUCGAAAGACUGAACAGACAAAUUUUAUGACAGAUUGGUGGAUUUUGCAGUCAAAAACUUUGAGCAGCCUCUUCCCAAGGACAAGCCAAUAUUCGAGCAUUUUGUUGAAUCAUAUGUCACAAGCCUUAUGCAAGAUCUUGAAAAUAAUACCCCUCGUUUGA
This is a messenger RNA of Vittaforma corneae ATCC 50505, 1470 nucleotides long. RefSeq lists its product as uncharacterized. Bases 1 to 1470 code for a protein of 489 amino acids. The record is from RefSeq and is a predicted model, not a curated record. Lineage: Eukaryota; Fungi; Microsporidia; Nosematidae. The transcript has a single exon.